Molecule: messenger RNA, 1760 nt
Organism: Halteromyces radiatus
Lineage: Eukaryota; Fungi; Mucoromycota; Mucoromycetes; Mucorales; Cunninghamellaceae
Exons: 8
Coding region: 31-1671 (546 amino acids)
Molecular function (GO): CoA-ligase activity
Source: RefSeq, a predicted model, not a curated record
UUUUUUUUUUUUUAUAUCUAUAUAUAUUCCAUGGUGUUUCAUUCCUCAUUACCAUCUAUACAAGUUCCUACUACUGGUGUUGUCGAGUUCUUAUUUGAAAACCGGAAUAAUGUUCCUGACAAUCAACCCAUUCUCAUUGAUGCUCAUAGUGAUCGUACCAUUACUUUUGGACAAUUGAAACAAAAUAUUCUUCAGUUUGCUGCUGGUCUACAAGAUCAUUGUCAAUUCAAAACAGGUGAUGUGCUUGCUAUUUUUGCUCCUAACUUGGUUGACUAUCCCAUUCCACUUUUAGGUGCUUUGGCAGCAGGUGGAACUACUACACCAGCCAAUCCUGCUUAUACAGUCAAGGAACUUACACAUCAAGUCUCUUUAUCAGAUGCAAAAGUGAUUGUGUGUUCUCCUGAAAAUGUGGAAGUUGCUUUAGAAACUGCUAAAAAUUGUGGUUUGGCCAAGAACAAUGUAUUUGUAUUUGGUGAAACAGUAGUCAAAGGUGUUCAACCCUAUACUCAUGUUUUACUCCCUGGACGCCAACUGGAUCGCCCUGCUACUAUUAUUAAUCCUGCAGAUGAUGCUUCUUAUUUAUGCUUCUCAAGUGGUACAACAGGUCUUAGCAAAGGUGUACAUAGCACGCAUACAAACAUCACUGCUAAUAUUCUACAAAUCAAUAGCCUCCUUGGUCCUCAUCUCAGUCCAAAAAAAGAUCGAAUCCUUGGUGUACUUCCAUUUUUCCACAUCUUUGGUUUAACCGUAGUGAUCCAUAUGUCUCUCUUUUGGGGUAUUCCUUUGGUGGUCAUGACCAAGUUCGACCUAGUCCACUUUUGCGAAACAGUUCAAAAACACAAGAUCAGCUUCUCAUGUUUAGUACCUCCCAUCUUACUUUUACUUGCCAAACAUCCUGUGAUCAGUAAUUAUGAUUUGAGCUCGUUACGUUAUGUGAUGUCUGGCGCUGCCCCGCUAUCUGCUGAAUUAGGUGAUGAUGUACAAGCUCGUCUUCCAAAUCUAAAAGUGACUCAAGGUUAUGGUUUGACUGAAACUUCUCCUGUCUUGACAGCUGGUCCUCUCGAUAAUAUUCGUCCUGGUACAAGUGGUAUUCUGGUUCCCAAUGUCUCCAUUAAAAUUAUAACUGAGGAUGGAAAAGAGGCUGGUAUCAAUGAAAGAGGGGAACUAUGGUGUAAAGGACCAAGCAUUAUGAAGGGAUAUAUCAAGAAUCCUGAAGCUACUGCCGAUUGUAUUGAUAGUGAAGGAUACUUCCAUACAGGUGAUAUUGCCAUCGUGGAUGAACAUGGUCACUAUUCUAUUGUAGAUCGUAUCAAAGAAUUAAUUAAAUAUAAAGGUUUCCAGGUGCCACCAGCAGAACUAGAAAGUUUAUUAUUAACAUCUCCCAUUGUUGCUGAUUGUGCAGUUAUUGGUGUAUAUGAUACCUCCCAAGCAACUGAACUUCCAAGAGCUUAUGUGGUGUUACAACCAUCCGUCAAAGCAAGUGAUGCAGUUGCCAAAGAAUUGAUGGAUUUUGUUGCUAGCAAGGUUGUACAAUACAAAAGGUUACGUGGUGGUAUUCGCUUUAUUGAUGCUGUACCCAAAUCUGCAAGUGGUAAGUUAUUACGAAGGGUGAUCAAGGAUUGGGUCAAGAAAGAAGAAGAAGAAAACUCUGUCUCCAAAGCCAAAUUGUAGAACAAAUUGUUUGGUAGUAUAGAUUAGUUCUUCUUUGAUUUUAUUUGUAUUUAUUUGAUUUAUUUUUUUUUUUUUUAUCUUCAAUAAAC